AUGUCUGCGAUUGUAUCAAAGUACGUUGCAGGGCACAAACUCAAUAAAGAUAUGAUUAAUGAAGAACUUAGCCAGCACAUCCUAGCAUUACUCGAGCUUUUGACAGAUAAACUGAAAAGAAAUAAGGACGAAAAAACAACCUGUGCAUCUAAUAAGAUUCAAAAAGAGCGUAGGGAUCAAUGUGAAAAUGAAGGAAUUGAUUUUCCAGAUCACUUCUCGUUAGAAUCGGUUAAGAAGAGACUCAAUUUCUAUGAUGUGUCUAACAUACCUGAUGUGCAAGCCCUAGCCGAUGAUAAUUCUUGGAUAUUUAGAUUGUUAGAAAGGGAUGAAGAGCGGGCUAAACUUCUCCUUACUUGGAUUCAGGAUGCAAUUUCUUCUGAACAGUUGAGAGAUCCAGGAGUGCCAGGAGUUAAAUGGUUUAAUACAUUUCUGAAAAAAAAUAGAUUUCUUCCUGAAACCAGUAAACCACUUCUUCCUAGCUAUUUGUGCAAAUUAGGGGCAGUAUUUGCAGUCGUAUUGAAUGGUGCGAAGAAUUUAUCAGAUGCUAUGACCAUCGCCAGUCAAGCUUUUCGACAUUCGCCACAUAACCAUACCUCCCCAGCGCAAAACUAUACUAUAAUCAAUUUUUGA
Molecule: messenger RNA, 630 nt
Organism: Rhizophagus irregularis DAOM 181602=DAOM 197198
Lineage: Eukaryota; Fungi; Glomeromycota; Glomeromycetes; Glomerales; Glomeraceae
Source: RefSeq, a predicted model, not a curated record